UAAUUAGCUCUAAAAUCGUAGUGUUUUUUUUUCUCGGACGGAAAAACUAAUGUCCCAUAGUUUCUCUAUCGUAUCGCUCUUUCGUAUAAAGAAGAUCAUAGAAUGCAAAGAAGGUGAAAUUUUGAUUGCAUCUAAAAAUAGUUAGCGAGUUUGUUAAAUCCAUUGUGUGUCCAAUGAGACGCACGUGCGAGCACGAUUUAAGUGCUCCACUUAAAUCUCACCGCGUACGCUUACAUUUUCGCAAUCGAUAGAAAUCUUCAGGCGAUAUAUUGUACUUCACGGAAGUAGAAAGUCUUAUGACUUUACGUGAGCCUGUGCACGGCAUGUGUAGUUUCAGAAUACUGCAGCGUGAUUGCUCCUGAAAUCAGCGCGACGUAACCAGUCACGGGCUUAUUAUUAUUAUUCGAUAAUCAUGUCGUUACCAAUCAAUAUUAAACAUUAUAUAGCCACGAGAUAUAUAAGUUACGCACAGGUAACUUUCCAGCAUUUCGUAUUACGAGUAAUUCGUAGACACUUAGAAACUUAGAAUAAUCAGCCAAAUUAUAGUAUUUUGCAGACAAGUCGUGUGCGUAUGUAGCAACUUUUCGCUGUCAAAAUAUCGAUCGUUUGACAAAUUGACGCGCUGUAGGAGGUCCAAAUUUUCGAUAGCGUUGAGACAUCAGAUUUCAUUGUUUCGCAACAUGCACGAUAAGGCCCACUAUUAAUUCGGUGCACGUGUUUCGCGCUCGCGUCACGUAUAAUAAGAAGGUCGAAAUGGAUCGUCGAAAUAUUCGGAUGAUCCUCGUGAAAGAAAUCAUUGGCAUUGGCCGAUAGUCAUGCUCGAUCAGCGGCGUGGGCCAUCGGCCAGCAAUAAUCGUACACCGCGAUCGUCGUGGUAGAUCGAAGGGAAGCGAUUUUUUAAACAAUUGUGCGCGAACGAACGAUAGAAACUGCUGUUUUGUUGCGGUAAACCGCGAGUGACGCAUAGACUUUCCAGUGGAGAACGUUUCGGAAUAGAGGUUCUUUUGCGCAAAAUUUGAUAUUGCUUCCAGAUACGUAGGCAUUUCAGAAAAGUUAGAUUAUUGUACGUUGAAGAAAAUUUUAGAAUGCUGAAUGAUUGAAUGAUUUGUGGAGAAAUGUGCGCGUAUUCGAGGAGAAGAAAUGUUUUAGCACAUCUGUCUGGAUUUAAAUUGUUGUCAAUAUGUAUAUAUCAUCGAUUAGUUCCUUUGCAGCCAGUUGGCUAUUCCUCUGUUUGAUCAUUCCAUUUCAUGGAGCUGAAAGAUCAGAUUGGAUUCCUCUGGAUCGGAAGAUCAAUGAUGAUGUACAUCAUCAAUUUCGAUCAAUGCAGCCAGAAUCAGUUUCUUUUAAAGAACAGUUCCAAUAUAAUGUCCCGAAAUCUCCACAGUACAACGCUUAUCGUUCUAAUCAGCAUAAUUCAGUGUUGCCUAAGAAUAGCUAUUCUGAAGGCAAUGUAAAGCAAAACGUGGCAAAAUCCAUACCGAAAUAUCUAGAAGACGUAUAUAAACCAUACUAUUAUUCGGAGUUCGUCGGAAAUCAAGAGACUACCAAAGAUAAAAGCGCUACGCUGGAGCAACGUUACGAGGAGACCGAUGAAGAAAUCGAUGAGGAAAUAAUGAAGAAAAUGAACGUGUUAGAUAAGCUGUUGUCCGAAGAUACCGAUGCGAACGACGUCGAGUUGAAGAACACAGUCGAAGAUGCAAUCAUCGCGGAAACGAAUAUCUCUGAAGAAACGAAAAGAGUUGUCAGACAAGUUCGCAGGCAACGUCCGGGAUUCUUUUGGACCUUGGCGAGACUUACUUUCGAGGCAUUCAACGACACGCGAUCAGCGAUUCAACAAAUUAGUAAUCUCAUCAGUCAAAACAUCGAACCGGACCCGACCACGCGAUCACCAGUCAGUAGUCAUCCAUUGAUGGUUACUGAUGCGAGAACAGUUGCACCAUCGAAUGAUCAGAGUACUGUGUCCAGCGACAUGGCAAAUGCCAACGCGACGACGACAAUGACAACCACGACCUCACGACCUUUUAGACUCACGCCAACCGGACUUCAAACUUUAAUUAGAAGAAAUUUGCGCGGUUUAAUCAGGCUCUUCAAUAUUGAAUGGCAGGAUGCCCUAAAUCAAUCGGAGAUAAAUGUGAGGGAAUUUCAAAAAAAUCUCGGGAAUCAGGUAGGCAGUUUCCUGCAGGAUAAUCCAAACGCUUUUUAAAUGUGACAAAGGUAGCAUCGCGAAGAAGAAUUAAAUGGAUGGCGAAAUAUACCUCAAAGCCAAAAUUGCACAUAACGAUCCAUUUAUAACAAGCAAUUUUAUAAUAGCCAAAGACUAUUAUUAUUAGUCUCUGAAAAUUAUAUCUUUCGAUUUUUUAUACUACAUCUGCGUUUAGUUAAGUAUUUAUACAGUGACCCGAUUCUUAAAUAGAAAAAAAUAGAUUUACGCAG
Messenger RNA from Pogonomyrmex barbatus (red harvester ant), 2433 nucleotides. RefSeq lists its product as uncharacterized. The record is from RefSeq and is a predicted model, not a curated record. Lineage: Eukaryota; Metazoa; Arthropoda; Insecta; Hymenoptera; Formicidae.